AGUUCCAAAGAGUAUCAUGUGCCUGUUAAAAAGCUCCAUAGUUCCACACAGCCCUAAAUCAGCUAUAAAGUACGAACUGGCUAUUUGGGCAUACUGGAACUGGAUACUAUUUGGCAUAGUUAUAGCGACACAUAACACCAAAGAUUUACUGGUUGCCUAUACAGUAACAGAUAGAGCGCUACAUGCUGUUUUGUUAUCUGAACAAUAUUCCAACCGUUUACUGUCUGAUUAAACUCAGCUCCCUCAGGUCUCUGGCCGUCCUUAUGGUUCCUUUUAGACUGAGAAUUUGAGUGAUAAAAAUCCGGAAUCGACUCCGAUCCCACUCUUGUACUUUUGGAACCGGCUCCGGAAGGUAGGUUCGCCCAUCAUUAUAUGGAGUCGUUCGAAAUCGUCCGGUCAGCGAUAGUUUGGAUAACAAAAUAUCGGCAGCAUUUUACUCUUUCGGUAUCUUGGAUGAGUUCCAAAAUCUGGUAUUAGGAUGAAGUCACACACACAUACUUAAAUACAUUACAUUUCCGCUAUAGACAGCAAAAAGAAAUGUAAAACAAACAAUUACGAUUUCACUACAUCUUGAUAGUUCGACCAAAAUAGGUCACCCGAAAACAAAACAAGAAGCGUUACCAGGCGUUAUAUCUACAAAUCUGUCAAAAAUGCUGCUUACGGCAGUCCAGCAGCGCCCUCGCCCUCAUCCAAACAAAACCCCCUUCCAUUCCAACCCUUUUUACCGCUGGUCCUAAUUUCUGUCUAAUCAACUGGGAACGCUCUCGAAACCGGGCCCGCCGCCAAGUGCCUUCAAGCCUCGGGCUAUCUCACCAGCGCUUUAGUUUUGUUUCGGUCCUCUCACACUAAAGCAAAGCAAAAAAAAAAGUCAUCUCGCAUCCCCUCCCGUUAGCAAUAGAGUAGUUUUUUUUUUCUAUAGCCCGCAACUAAGUAGUGGUGGGAGGUGAUCACACAAAACAACCACCUAAGGUACGACAAACACGGGCCCCACUCCAGCGUGCCAGUUCUACCAGUGCCGCCGUACGGAGAUAAAGCACUGCAAUCCCACCAAACCUUGCGGGUACAUAAGCACCAGCGCAAUCUCAUCCCGAAUCUCACAGUUUCCCACGUGUCGGACGUGUCCGAGACCCGCUGCUCAAGAUGAUUGCCGCCCGGGCACUGCACUACGUCUUCAAGAUUGGUAAUCGCGCGAAGAACAUCCAAUUCUUCCGGGAGAUACUGGGCAUGAAGGUACUACGUCACGAGGAAUUUACGCAAGGUUGUGAUGCCGCCUGCAAUGGACCGUACGACAAUCGGUGGAGCAAAACGAUGAUCGGGUACGGGCCGGAAGCGUCCCACUUCGUGAUCGAGCUGACGUACAACUACGGCGUGCGGGAGUACGCACUGGGCAAUGAUUUCGCCGGGCUGACGAUUAAGUCGCGCGACAUACUGGACCGCGCCCGGCGCCACGGCUACCCGGUCGCGGAGGAGGGCGCCCCGGGCGAACCGUCCGUGCUCCUGUCGCCGGACGGGUACCGGGUGCUGGUCGUGCCGGAGGAGGUGCCGGCCGGCGCCGACCCGGUACAGCGCGUCGCCCUGCACGUGACCGAACUGGCCCGCUCCCGGGCGUACUGGGCCGACACGCUCGCGAUGGUACCGGUGGCGGGGACGGCCGACCCAUCCCCCGACCGGCUUGCGCUUUCGUACGAUCAGGGCAAGUUUGUGCUGGAGCUGCGGCAGCUGGCCGCCGGCACGCCGCUCGACCGGGCCAAAGCGUACGGGCGCAUCGCGUUUGCGGUGCCGCACGCCACCCAGCCCCACAUCGACGAGCUGAUCCGGCGGGCGGGCGGCACCGUCCUUACGCCGCUCAUCUCGCUCGACACGCCCGGCAAGGCGACGGUGCGCGUGAUCAUACUGGCCGAUCCGGACGGGCACGAGAUCUGCUUCGUGGACGAGGAGGGCUUCGGCGCCCUGUCCGCCCUCGAUCCGGACAGCAAUGCCGCGCUGGACAAGUACAUCGCGAAGGAUCCGUUCCAGGAGCAGUGAGCCCGACAUUCCGCAAUGGGAGAACGUUUUAUAAAGAGAGAGAGAGAGAGAGAGAGAAAAAGGAAUUAUUAAUUCGUAUUGCAUAGCGAGACAAAACACAAUGCAAGACACAAACGCGCACUGGUGAAGGGGAUGGACGCGGAGCGUAGGAACUGUGUACUUAGUGGACAAUAAAUGAAUCAUCACCCUUUCCA
This is a messenger RNA of Anopheles merus, 2219 nucleotides long. RefSeq names its product glyoxalase domain-containing protein 4. The record is from RefSeq and is a predicted model, not a curated record. The transcript is spliced from 3 exons. NCBI's taxonomy places the organism in Eukaryota, Metazoa, Arthropoda, Insecta, Diptera, Culicidae. Bases 1141 to 2025 code for a protein of 294 amino acids.